AUGCCAGUGUAUAUCCUCCCUUUUGGCCACGAUCCUCGCCGCGCACGAUUUGUGUCUCCUUCCCGUUACAAUGCAACUUCCAGUCCUCCGGCCCUCAACAGUAGGGAGUUCCCCGGUUACCCUCACAGCGCUUCGUCUUUGCGCCUAGAUGCCGAAGCGGAGCGUCGCCGAUGCGAAAACACAGCGCUGCGAGUUCCUAAGUGCCUCCCGGCACUAUGUUUGGCAAGCCGGCGCUUGUUCAACGAAGCCACACCCGUUUUCCUGCGAAACACCACGUGGGUCAUCCGUAGCGGACCGGCCAAUCUGUUCUUGACCCAAUUUCUCGAGACGAUCCCGGAUGACAAGGGGUUCAAGGCUGUGAAGGGACUCCGCUUCACAUCUUUCCAUUGGUUCCGAGGCUUGGAGGUGUAUGGGCGCAACCUUGAUCUUAUGUUGAUGCGCCGUUGCACCGGACUUCGUCACGUCGAGUUCACCUUCCAUAUGGAGCGCCUUGCUAAGCCUGCACCCGACGGCAGCGAAACGGAGUACCGUCUCAAGUCGAUUGACGAGAUCGUGGCCUUCUAUGGCCUUGAGGACAUCUUCAAAUGCGAGGAGCUCAAGACUCUCACCAUCGACGCAAUUGAUUACUGGGUGCACGAGCAUCGUUGCGAUGGCAGCCCUCGGCAGCGUCUCCAGGAUCUGGUCGAUUGGAUCGUGGAUGGAUUCCUUGAACGCCAUGGGAAGAAGGUCACUGCAACAAUCGAAUGGCGCACGUAUAGGUACCGAGUUGAUGGAUGGACUCCUUACGAUUACCUUUGA
Molecule: messenger RNA, 798 nt
Organism: Westerdykella ornata
Lineage: Eukaryota; Fungi; Ascomycota; Dothideomycetes; Pleosporales; Sporormiaceae
Exons: 2
Coding region: 1-798 (265 amino acids)
Source: RefSeq, a predicted model, not a curated record